GAUGAACAGAUGACAGAUGAAGAAAGGAAAAUAUAAAAUAUAACAUAACCUCCAAUUACAUCGUCGGUUUGUUGUUUGAAACCUACGAAUUUUUGAAACAUAAUUGUAAUUUAUUUAUAAAUUAUGGCAGAUGAUUUAGAAAAUAUUCCGUCUAUAACAGUAAAAGAACCCUUGGACUUGGUGAGACUAAGUUUAGAUGAAAGAAUAUAUGUAAAAAUGCGAAAUGAUCGUGAACUUCGCGGCAGAUUGCAUGCUUAUGAUCAACAUAUGAACAUGAUUUUAAGUGAUGCUGAAGAAACGAUUACUACAGUAGAAAUAGAUGAGGAGACAUAUGAAGAAGUUUACAGAACUACAAAGAGAAAUAUUCCCAUGCUUUUUGUAAGGGGAGACGGGGUCAUUUUAGUGUCUCCACCAAUGCGAACAUCCUAAUCAUACUUUUUAAUAAUUAUUAUACUUCUUUCCUGCAUAUGUAAAUGCACAUUUAUGUUUAUAACUAAUAUAAUUAGAAUAUCUCAAAUUUGAAAUAAAAACAGUGUUUUUAAAUUUUGAA
Molecule: messenger RNA, 550 nt
Organism: Diabrotica virgifera virgifera (western corn rootworm)
Lineage: Eukaryota; Metazoa; Arthropoda; Insecta; Coleoptera; Chrysomelidae
Gene: LSm3
Product: U6 snRNA-associated Sm-like protein LSm3
Exons: 3
Coding region: 124-429 (101 amino acids)
Biological process (GO): mRNA splicing, via spliceosome; P-body assembly
Cellular component (GO): U6 snRNP; P-body; catalytic step 2 spliceosome
Molecular function (GO): RNA binding
Source: RefSeq, a predicted model, not a curated record